UAGCACAUGGAGGUCAUUACGGUAAGUACCUCACAAUCGCAUUCAUCCGUUGCGAGUUGCCUUCUCUCGUGCGACGUCGCUAAUCAUCUCUCCUUCUAGGUGCCAGUGCAGCGCUUGCCAAUUCCGGCUUCGCACCCGCCGAGCUCUACACAGGUCCUUGGGCCAACGUUCACCAGGGUCUACACGGUCAAUAUAAAGACAUCCUGACGACUUAUUGGCAGAAUACCAUCAACCAUCUCGAAUCUGACCAACAUGACUACAAGUUACAUCAACUACCCCUUGCCAGGAUUAAAAAGGUUAUGAAGGCCGACCCCGAGGUCAAGAUGAUUUCCGCCGAAGCACCUAUCCUAUUUGCGAAGGGUUGCGAUAUAUUCAUCACCGAACUCACGAUGCGAGCGUGGAUCCACGCAGAGGAGAACAAGCGUCGCACCCUGCAGAGAUCCGACAUCGCCUCCGCCCUCGCCAAGAGCGACAUGUUCGACUUCCUCAUCGAUAUCGUACCCCGCGAAGAGGCAAGCCACGCAAAGCGCGCGAACCCCGCCCAGGCACAAUCGGCUCAAGGUGGCGUGCCGUCGGCCGCGCCCGGGAACCAGAUGCCCGGAUCGCACGGGCUACCCGGAGCCGCGAAUCAUAUGGCACCAGGCGACUACGGCAUGGGUGGCCACGCCAUGGCCUCUGAACAAGAGUACCGCGGCCCGCCCAUGUACAACCAGGUGCAGGCCGGCCCCGGAGGUCCCUACAGCCAGCAGCCGCCGCAGCCGAUGUACAGCGACAUGGAGGGCAUGUACGGUUACCCGGGGAUGCCUCAACAGCAGUAGAGCCGCAGUGUGGUCAACCCGGGCGUUCCUUACGAGAACCUCAGAGAAGGAGGAGUUGAUGGAGGAGGAGAAGGACAGGUUGAAGAGAAGAGGGCAGAAGAACAGUCGGUUGUGGGGGAGCAGAUCGUGCGCGAUGAGCUGGAAGGGACGGGGACGGGCUAGGGGACCUGGUGGAACAGUACAUUCCAGAAAUUCUUUCAGUGAAUAAUACUAGGGGACACAAACAUUGUUCUUAACUCUUUUUUGAUAGUUUGGCGUAGGGGUUUAUCAGGUCGCACAAGGAGCCUACGCUGUCGCCCGUUUUCGCUGCGGGCUAUAUGGUACAACGAAUGCAACGUCGAUUGAUUUUUUUAUGA
This is a messenger RNA of Annulohypoxylon truncatum, 1174 nucleotides long. Its product is annotated as histone-fold-containing protein. NCBI's taxonomy places the organism in Eukaryota, Fungi, Ascomycota, Sordariomycetes, Xylariales, Hypoxylaceae. The transcript is spliced from 2 exons. The record is from RefSeq and is a predicted model, not a curated record. Gene Ontology annotation, cellular component: CCAAT-binding factor complex; nucleus. Gene Ontology annotation, biological process: regulation of DNA-templated transcription. Gene Ontology annotation, molecular function: protein heterodimerization activity; DNA-binding transcription activator activity, RNA polymerase II-specific; DNA binding. The coding region runs from base 300 to 818 and encodes 172 amino acids.